This is a messenger RNA of Heterocephalus glaber (naked mole-rat), 1488 nucleotides long. RefSeq names its product YEATS domain containing 4 (gene Yeats4). Gene Ontology annotation, biological process: regulation of DNA-templated transcription. The record is from RefSeq and is a predicted model, not a curated record. Lineage: Eukaryota; Metazoa; Chordata; Mammalia; Rodentia; Bathyergidae.
GCGUGCGCAGUGUGCGCGGGGUGCGCGCAAACUGGUUACGCCUGCGCCUGGCUUCACUGUUGCCCCCCUCCUUCCGCUCCGCACCCUCCCGCGCCCGAAUGGCCUGCAGUAUCGCCGCUAGCCAGGGGAAGUUGGCCGUUACUCAGCCACGAGAACCCCGGUGACUUGCCCUCUUUUGACCAGAAACCCACCACCUGGGCCGCGCGGGAGGAGCGGAACCUCUGAAGGGAGCGGCGACCCCGCCGACCCGGUCUCUUUCCCUGGCGGCGGCGGCUUCUUCCGUGGGACAAUAUGUUCAAGAGAAUGGCCGAAUUUGGGCCUGACUCCGGCGGGAGAGUGAAGGGGGUUACUAUCGUUAAACCAAUAGUUUAUGGUAAUGUCGCUCGAUAUUUUGGAAAGAAAAGAGAAGAAGAUGGGCACACCCACCAGUGGACAGUAUAUGUAAAACCAUAUAGAAAUGAGGAUAUGUCAGCAUAUGUGAAAAAAAUCCAGUUUAAAUUGCAUGAAAGUUAUGGCAAUCCUUUAAGAGUUGUUACUAAGCCUCCAUAUGAAAUUACUGAAACAGGAUGGGGUGAAUUUGAAAUAAUCAUCAAAAUAUUUUUCAUUGACCCUAAUGAAAGACCUGUAACCCUGUAUCAUUUGUUAAAGCUCUUCCAAUCAGACACCAAUGCAAUGUUGGGGAAAAAGACAGUUGUUUCAGAGUUCUAUGAUGAAAUGAUAUUUCAAGACCCAACAGCAAUGAUGCAACAAUUAUUAACAACAUCUCGUCAGCUAACCUUAGGGGCCUAUAAGCAUGAAACAGAAUUUGCAGAACUUGAAGUGAAAACCAGAGAAAAAUUAGAAGCUGCCAAGAAAAAAACAAGCUUUGAAAUUGCAGAGCUUAAAGAGAGGUUAAAAGCAAGUCGUGAAACCAUAAAUUGUUUGAAAAAUGAAAUCAGGAAACUUGAAGAAGAUGAUCAGACAAAAGACAUAUAAACAGCUCUAAAGAGAACUUGGUAUGUGCUAAUAAGGUGGACUUCAUUUAUGGAGAAGUGGACUUAAUACAGGUAACUAUUGAUGUUUCUUAGAGGAACUGCAUAUAUAUAGUUGUCAACUAUGGAUUUCUCAGCAAGUGUCAAAAUAUUCAAACAAUCUUUAAUGGAAAAUAUAUGUGUAAUAAGAAUGGAUUCUGACAAAAAAAAAAAAAGAAUGGAUUCUGUGUAAGCAUUUUUACCAAUCCAUUUUAGGUAAAUUCUAUAAUGUUAAGCAUGGUUUUUAAAAAUUUUUAUUGGAGUAUAUGAGUAUAGCUUAUUUUCCUUGUGGUAAGCAUCAAAAUGUCAUUAUAAAUAACCUGUACAAAUUUUUUAUUUCUGUAGUAGUUAGAAUUAACAAUAAGAUUCUAAGCAUAUGUAUUUGAUUUUUUCAGAGUCUUAUCUGCCCAUAUUCUACCUCUAUAGUAUAUGAUGCACUCAGUAGUAAUUAUUUAAUAAAGGUAGUUUUUGGACCUGU